This is a messenger RNA of Suillus plorans, 183 nucleotides long. RefSeq lists its product as uncharacterized. NCBI's taxonomy places the organism in Eukaryota, Fungi, Basidiomycota, Agaricomycetes, Boletales, Suillaceae. The transcript has a single exon. Gene Ontology annotation, molecular function: nucleic acid binding. The annotation marks the transcript as partial. The record is from RefSeq and is a predicted model, not a curated record.
GGGCACAUGUGCAUCUUCCUCCAAAAAUUCCAUUGCAAGCUGAACCCAAUCGAGUUUUUCUGGGGUCGGGUUAAGAAGUAUCUUCAUGAUAAUUGUGAUUACAUGUUUGACACAUUGAAGAAGAACAUGUCACUUGCGCUCACAUCUGUAUCUGUCAACACCAUCCGAUUAUGGCAGCAUUGA